UUCUGACAGCCGCCCUACAAAGUACGGAGUGUUUCCUCGCCCGGUAGCUCGACAGUGGUGCUGCUGCUGAGCCUUCUCAGCGGUGUGUGUGUGUGACAGUGUGUGUGGAUGGUGGACUGUUCCCGGUGAGAGAAAAAAACCACACACACCACACCACCGACCGACCUACGGGCCGAAUUAAAAUGCCUCAUCGCCGCGUGUAAACGGGCGACACUCGCGCAGGGAGAGAUCCAGGCUCCGGGCAGAUUAGAGGAAAUAUAACGGCAGGAUGUUGCAAGUUUUAGCUUGUGGCGCCGUAGUUUUCCCCGGUCUCUUCUUCGCCUUAAGGAGGCUCCUGCCGUGUGUGUUCAAACACUGGAGCGAUGCCGACGUGGUGCUGAUCAGCGAGAGGCUCGUGUCCUCCAUCCAUGCCGUUAUGGCGACCACGGCGGGAGUCAUCGUGGUGUCGUCAUGCCGAGGCAGCGUCAUUAGUGACAGGCACUGGCUGGCCACCUACUUUGUCAUCUGGUUCGGUGUCCCCUACAUGACGUACGACAUCUUCGCCAUGUACCUCAGUCACUACCACCGCUUCCGCGUCAAAGGGCACGAGGACUACAAGCGCCAUUCGCUGAGGACGAUAAGCACCUUCGUGCGCAGAGAGUUCCUGCUGGUGUUGCAUCACAUCGCCCUGCUAACCAUCCUGCUGCCCGUCACGCUGUUCUUCAGAAGGGAACAGGGAGACUUCUUCAUUGGCUGCUUGUUUCUAACGGAGCUCAGCACACCCUUCGUCUCCAUGGGGAAGAUACUGAUCCAG
Trematomus bernacchii (emerald rockcod) is the source of this 793-nucleotide messenger RNA. It is a transcript of the gene tlcd3a, whose product is annotated as TLC domain containing 3A. NCBI's taxonomy places the organism in Eukaryota, Metazoa, Chordata, Actinopteri, Perciformes, Nototheniidae. The record is from RefSeq and is a predicted model, not a curated record. Gene Ontology annotation, cellular component: membrane; endoplasmic reticulum. Gene Ontology annotation, biological process: lipid homeostasis.